AUGGAGGUUAAGCUAGACGUUCUCAUGUCUACAUGUAUCAAACAAAGAAAGCCAUGGCCUCGCAUCUCCUGGAUUGGUCAGGAAAAAGAGGCUAUUUUUCUUCUGGAUGAUAAACAUAUAAAUGAAAUUAACCUGACGUCAGGGAGGACAAAGAAAAAAAUCCCUCGGCUGCAGUCAUUGCUAAAAAAUGUAAUCGUCUUAACAACUUCAAGAAAUGGUGCUUGGUUGGCAGGAAUACUUACAACAGGAGAACUAUUUCUUUGGAAUAAAGAUCAAGACUUGUUGAAAAUUGUGCCAGCAAUUGAAGAGUCUAGGAAAGCCAUUACAGCAGCACAAGAGUGUUUGAUGCGAUUGCACUUGUAUGUAUCUGGAGAUGGCAGAAAAAUACUAUUCACUACUCCUACGGCAUGUGUCUUUCUCUGGGAGAGCACAGAGCAGGCAAAUACACACUGCUCUAAGAAUUCUUCAGUGGCUGGACGCUGGACACAAAUUUUGCCUGAUGAAUCUCUUAUGCUGCCUUCCACUGACGAAAAAGAAACCGGAGUGCAUGCUGCUUUCAUACAAAAUGAGAUACUGGGUGAUUGCUGUUUAUGCAGUUUUGUCUUCUACUCUGGGGAAUGCUUGGUGCUCACAUUUUUGGCUCUCCGAUGGCAUGAAAAUAGCUUGAGAUGUGUUAGUGCUUUGCCAUAUCAGAUUCACUGGGUACAGCAGACCUGUUCUCUUGCUAAUCUGGUUCCUCAGUGUAUGUCUGUAAAGUCAAGAGGAGCUUUGUUAACUGCAUUUGCAAGAGAUGGACUUUUACUUGCAGUAGCUGUUAAUCAAAAUGAUCCAAAGGCAACUCAGAUUUUGUUUUUAAACACGCUGAAUUUUCUAACUGUUUCGGGUAGUCUUAAAGGUUGCAGUAGCAAGAACAGCACAGUUCCCUCCAAAUUUGUCAGGUCUUAUUGGGUUGGUGACAUGAGUUGGACUCCUAAUAGCCUUUUCUUGGCUUGCAUGUUAAAACGUGGAUCGUUGAUUUUAUUGACUUGUAUGGGUGAAUUGCUGACCUUGAUUACUUCAGGCUGCUCUGUAGAAUUUGGACCAGCAGAGUUUAUUCUAUUUCAUCACCUAAUAACAUAUAGACAGCAGCACUCUUUGUGUCAAGACUCUAGUCAGUCUCUUGGUUCUUCAGCCUCUGAAAGUGACAUUUUCAGACAGAGAUUCUCUGUUACUUCCCACUCGACAUUACCCUACCUCAUUGUUUCGGAUGGAUACAUGAUAACAGUGCUAAGAUUUCCCAACAAGCUUUCACCAUCGGGAUUUGUAAGAUCGCUUUUGCUUGAUUCAACCCAACGGCUUGAAAAUGUCCGACAGAAUUUCACAAACUGUAAGUCUAAAGCAAGACGGACAUUUUUACGAUCGUUGUUGUCUUUAAAAGCUAGUCUUUUGAAACAUACUCAAAAUCAAAGCUCCAUCUUUCCCACCAUUCCAAAAUUCCUGGAAAAGGACACAACAGAAGUGAAUGACAAAAACAUUGAUUUACAGGAUUAUGAAGAAGAAUCAGACGAUGAAAAACACUUUAAAAAUAGCUUGUCCAGCUUCUCUAGCCAGAGAAUCAGUUCAUUUGUUGGUAAAGCUGAUCAAGGCCGUUUGGAAUUUGCAUCAAUGUUUGAUACUAUUCAUGCAAAAGAUGUUACUGAAGAAAAAGAUAACUUAUCAGCAGAACUAAAUUCUAUUGAGAAAAAUCUCCUUACUGCCUGGCAGAUAGGAGUUUCAAAAAAUAUGGAAGAGAAAGAUACUUUGCUGAAUUAUACAGUAAACUGCUUUACCCAUUUUUUCAACAUUCUGCAGUUCAUAGAAGGCUCUUCACUAAAUCAGGAUGCAUUUUUAAAUAAGUCUUUGAAGAAUACUCACUGGAUGUAUUAUGUGUUAAAAUAUUUUCAGCAGUGUUUAACUCUCCUUUAUGGGCAUUCAAGAGCCAGUCUGACUGUGCAUGUGGCAAAGCUGACGUUACAAACUAUAAAACUGAUCCUUACUCACCAGCAGGAUGAGGUGUUCUCAGAAAACCUUUUGGCAUGCUUCUGUCUUCUAAGGAUGGUUUCUCACACUCUCAGUAGCAUGUGUGUACUACAAAAUGAGGUUUUUUUUGCAUCUCCUGUUGUUAAUAGUCUAGUGGAGCUUGACUCCCUUGUGGUGCCUAUUUUCCUAGCUCUUGGUGAGAGUGCUACUCAACAAAUCAGCUCUCUAAAAUCUCUGCUCAGAGAGACCCCUCAAGUAAUAAAUCACAAUGGCAAGACAGAAAGAAGGUUGACUGUACUAUGGCAGUUAUUAUAUAAUAAAGUUGUUUGGUAUCAAACACAGCUGAACAGAAAAGCACAUAAGAAUGCAGAUGAAGAAUCUGUUGUCUCGUCACUUUUAAGUCAUAUACAAGCAACCCUCCAGUCUUCAGGAGUGACCUUAGAACAACAUUUAAAGCUUAAUUCUGUAGCUGGUGAAGAGAAGUUCCUUUUAGGCUCAUACAGAGAAUCUGUGGAUGAAUGGAAAAGAUCUCUUUGUGAAAUCAAAGCAAAUGGAGGACGAAGAGCAUGCUUUCUUCAAAGUAGAUACUAUCUUGCUAUAUUAUUUUGCCACUUGUAUCACUAUAACUUGUGUGAGGCUCAAGGACUCUGUGAUCAUCUGGUAGGAGAGAUUCUAAGGCGAUCUCAGCUCUCAGUAAAGCAGAUGGCUACUUUUUCUGAUAACAAGUAUUCUCAGCAUGAACUGUGGAGGAUAACAGAUGUUCAUACUGAAGCAGCUGUGGCUGUGAUUCAGUCCAUGGCACGAUUCAUGGCUGCUUAUUUCACAAAUCAGCUGCUUUAUAUUCUUCCCCCACACAAUGUUGACAUCCUGCAUCCGCUUCACAUCAAACCAGAUGUAUUUCCUCGUGUUGUUCCCCUGCAACACUCCUUGGUUACCAAAGCUGUGAUAGACCAGAACCUUUCCUCCGUGUGGACAGCUGACUAUGCUCUUGACUUGUUCUUUGUUGGUGGACUCAUUCCAGAGGCUGUGUGGCUAACACACAGGCUUGGGGACUGGAAAGUGUCUGCUUCAAUUGGUGUGGCCUACAGUCUGUAUUUUCAGAACUCUGAUCAUCGCUCAAGACUGAAAACGAUGGAAUAUCAGCUGCCAUUAAGCUUAUCACCAACACUGACUUUUCAGGAAAAGUUGCAGUCUUUGUUAGGACAACCAGUUACUUCUGAAAUAGCAAACGAAGGAGAUACUAACUACAAGCAGUUUACAGAUCCCAUUGAAGAAGAAGAUGCAAAUAUUCUUUAUAGUUCAGUACAGGAGCUAUUGAAAGCUGCUGUUAUGUCAGAUGCUGAUAUUCUCUCAGAGACAUUUCAGCUUUUGAUGGAUUCUGGAAAGGAUGUUGGCAAAAAGCUGUUUGGUUUAGUUCCUGAGGGGUUUUAUCUUCCAGCACCACCCUUGUACUGUCCUCAGCCAGCUUCUCUCAGUGAAGAAGAUUGCAAUGAUAUUCUUCUGAAGAUUGAGAGGCAAAGUCGUCAGAAAGUGUCAGGAGUUCUGCAGCGAAUUAUCUUGCUCUUCCGGGCUGCUCGUUGUUCCUGCCCGGCUGCACAGUGGUAUAUUGCACAACUGAGGAGAGCAAGAAAAGUUAUGCAAAAAAUUCGAAUGAAAGGAUCUCUGCCUUCACUGGCUCCAUUUCCAGAGAGUUUGUUUCGUUAUUCCAAUUUUCCUACUGUAUUCAAUAGGCCAACAUCUUCUGGAGGCCAUCAGUUUGAUGACAUUUCCUGUAAAAUUUUAGGCUGCUUCAGAGAACUGUGUGCAUUUUGUUGGAUGUUUCAUGUUCGUGAGAGGUUAUCUCACAGUUGUAGGAGGUACCAAACUGCAAGAGAAAAUAUGAGUAAUAAUAAGGAUCUUAAGGAGAAUGAGUAUGAUGCCUCUAUAGUUGAGCAUGGUCUGAAUGCAGUGGAAUGGGCUUGUCGAAUGCUUCCUUUCUGCAGGUUCAUGAAUGUUGAAGAAUUAGUUCAAGAUAUAAUUUUGAGUCUUCUUGGAGAAUUGCCACCAAUCAAAAAGGUGGCAGAAAUUUUGGUGAAAGCAUUUCCUAAUUCUGAAGAUGUAAGAGUUCCGCUAAGGGAUAAAUAUCACGCUCUUCAGCAGCAUCUUGAACGCUGUGUUGUUAAAGGUCCCAGUGGUGAAGAAAUGAUGCCAUGUGUUAUACAGACUACUGAGAAAGUGAGAGUGAAGGCCUUGAAACGUGUAAUAAGGAACAUAGGUCCCAUUGAAAUUAAUAUCUGGGAGCCAGCAGAAGAGGGGGCAGCAGAUGAUGAAGCACAUUGCUAUGAUGGGCUCUCGCUAGGGACUAGUCUGAGCAGAAGCACGCUCACUGAUCUUGGGAUUCCUCAGGUAUAUAGUGAUGCUGAAACAGCAGAUACGCUUUCCGAUGCUUUGCUUACUGAUGAAGUAAGAGACCAAACACCUUCACCUCAAAGGGGUAAUGAACCCAAGAGAGGAGGAGAUUUAAGUAGCAAGAAUACUACUUGCAACAUAAGAACUCUUAACUGGAAAAAAAAGCAUAAAGAAAAACUACAUAGAAGAAACUCACAUAACCAAUGUAAUUUGCCUAUAGUUGGUGCAUGGGAAUUUGAACGUGAUGAUGACGAAUAUGUUAUUUUCUUAGAACUUUUUCUGAGUUAUGUUCUUGAGAGAGACCUGAUAAAUUGCAGUGACCUUGGAAUUCCAUUUCUUACUAGCUUUUCAGGACUUCUUAGAGAACAUGAAUUGAACUCUCUCAUGUUUGAUGUUCAUACAACACUAAAACGUCGACAAGGCAAAACAAGAAGCCAAAGUGUGUUUAGAGCAGGAUCUUGCUAUACUGUCACCCUGGCAUCUUCCAAUCCUGAAACAGUUUCUGCCCAUAAUGAAAACCAAAAUAUUGUGGAAAGUCAGGUUUCUGUUGUACAGUCAAAAGAAUCAACAGAAUCUUCUCAUCACAACUUAAUGAAAGGAUUUGAUAAAGGAUUGUUUGGUUUAAAACACAAGUCAAUUUACAGAACUCAGGAUGAUAGUCAAGAAGUAACUGUUGCCCCAGCAAGCCAGGCCUUUCCCAACCAUAUUUCCAGUAGCUCACAAACUCUGCUCACUUCUAAAUGUAUUUACAAAACUGUUGAUAUACUUGACAUUGUACCAGGAGAUGAAAUACCUCUAAAAUUGAUGGAUAAAUUUAGCAAUAUAGCAAGAUUGCUUGAGUGGAUGAUCAGGUGGUCCGAUAAAAGACUGCUCUGUGGUUUCAAUAAAGAAGAUUCUUUAGAAGAGAGUGUCCCAAUGAUACAUGUGAAGACAUCAGCUGCUGCUGUCCUUACUUCGUUAUGGCUUUUAGAGCAGCUAUACAAUGAUGGAUCACAAGCAAGAAACAUAAAAUUUAAGCAUCAGUUUUUGAAAGGAUUUGCAUCUCCAUCAGAAGCACAACCUAAGACAGAGAAAGAAAGCACAGAAAAAGAAAGCACAGUUGAAGGCUCUUUUGCAUUGACACAUCCUCCACUCGAUGUCCAGUGCAAAACUCUCGCAAAAGCCUACGAUGACCUCUGUGAAAGUGAUUUGGGAAUGUCUACAAAGUCAAAUUAUGUUAAGAAGGAAAUUAAUCAUGAGAAUUAUUCUGUACCUGAUAUGAUUGAAGAUCUUAAUGAAGAGGGACCAUUUCUUCAGAAGGAGUUAGAGGCAACAUCAGAAAGUGAAGAGUUCUUCGAAGAGCCAUUUGAAACUCCAAAAAGCUCCAGUAGCCCUGUCAGGAUCAAACCUAUAGAACAAGCAAGAGAAAAGCCUAUCCCCAUUUCAGAGGUAAAUUGUCCACAGAAGACAAGAGUGGAAGACAAGGAAGAUCAAAGAGUGGAAAAAUCAGAGAAAAGAAAGACUGAACAGAAUGGCAUAACUGAAAUGGUUCCUAUUAUUACACCUCAUUCACUCUGUUUAGAAAAAGAUGAGGAAAUGUUCAGUAAUAGAGAGAUUUCUGUAAGUGAUGGUCAGCCUUCUUUGACAGUUGUGUCAAACAUAUCAAGUAUUGCCUCCAAUGCAUCCCUUUGCACAAAAAAUCAAAAAGUAAAGAAGGAAACCUCCACAGCAGAGAAACAGAGCACAUCGGAAACUGCCAGGCAGAUGCUCCAAGAUGAAAUGCUUAAAUUAGUCCAGCUACAGCAAAUCAACUUCCUGAGCUUAAUGCAAAUAGUGCAGUCAUCCUUUGCCAGCCUGCCAAAUGUGCAGCAGAUUUUGCAACAGUCUCAAUCUGCUCAGCUGGAAGGAAGCCAACCUUCACACACCCCAAAAGGUGGUGUCUCUGAAAAAUCUUCAUGUUCUGCAAAUGCUUCUCUAAAAACAAAACUGCUCACUCAAGGAGAUAAAGGAAAAUCUGAUAAGUUCUUUGAUUUUCAGCCAAGCAAUAAUUUAAGAGAUGAAAGCAGCAAUGGCCAUACUGAUAAUCAUCCAGAUGCAAAUGUUACUUUAAAGCCAUUAGAGAACCACUCCAGUGAAACAGAAUUUAUUCCACCAUCUCAAAAUUUGCCUUAUUCAGCACCUGUUAAGCCACUUCCUCUCUUGACUUCUUCCUCAAAUGUUCCAAAAACACCCAAGCUUAUCCCUAUUGAAAAAAACCAGAAUUGCUCAAAUGGAUUUCCUUUGCUUAAACUUGAAUCAAGUUAUCAUUUCAAACCGCCGUAUUUACAGCCAAUAGAAAAUUCCUCACCUUUUGCCAGACCACCCCCAGUGCCACGAGUCGCUUGGAAUUCAUCAGAUCCUUUAUGGAACCUUCAGUCAUCAUAUACACCAAGAAAACUGAGCAAGUCAACAACACAUUUGAAUGCACGUGGGCAUGACCCCAAGACGCUAAGGCAGACGUAUAAGGAAGAGAAAAGAUGGGCAGAAAAUGUUCAUGAGGGACCUUCUGGACAUCAGUAUGCAGGACGGCAAGAAGUUUUGUCUCAGCAGCAGUUCUCUGUGAGUGUGAAUGUGGACAAAGCUGCCACGACCAAGAAGAUGGCUGGUAUUCCACUGCUGCGUUUGCCACUGGAUCCAGUGCCUAAACUUAUACCAGUUAUAAGACAGCCAGUCACUACUACUUUGAUACCUGUUAAACCUGUAACAAAGGAGACGGAUUGCAGAGGAACAGUACAGCACACAGGAAUAUCAUUGCUCUAUGCUGAUUUACCUCAAAAACAGAAGAGACCAGUGCUCAUUCCACUUCAAAAACUUACUGCAUUUGAGCAAUGCCACCAGCAUCAUGCUGUUCCUGGUGCUUCCUUUGGACAGGAUCAAGCCAAACCUAUUCCGUUACUAAAAACCAACAUAGAAUCAUUUGAAGCAAGUAAUGUGCAGAAUAGAAAAAGACAAAAGAGGCGUGAUGAGAAACGACUGAAAGAGGAGGAGGAAAAGAAGAAACCCAGUGUGACCUUCUGCUCAGAUGACAGCAUCAUUGAUAUUAGUGCUACAGAGAUGAUAGAUGCAUCAGCGAUGGGGGAUCAACAAGCCAAAUCUACCUGUUACCUUGGAAAUGACUUUUUCAUUUCACCAGACCCAGUAGGAGAAGCAAUCACUACUUCAGCAGAUCUACAUUACCUAGCUUCUGUUAGAAAAAAACCUGCAGAAACUCAAGAUGCAAGUACAAAUACUACUUCAGAGCUCAAAUCAUAUCAGAGUGUUGGAAUUGGUGAUGGAAAUGUGGUUUCCGAAGCUGGGAAAAAUCAGUCAGUCAUGACAGAUCCUGUGGCAGAAUCAUUAACUGUCCCUGAGAUGUUACCACAAGAUAUGUAUUUAAACCUCCCUGCUGAGGAGAAUGAGACACAUUUAUCACCCUCACUGUUUGAUGCACCUGUUGUGAGUGAACAUGAAUAUAUCAAAGUGACUGACAUUGAACAAAGUGAUCUACUUAACGUUUUGCCCAUCAUACCUGAAUCUGCAGAAGAGACAGUUAGUACACAGCAAAAUGAGGAGUUUGAAAUUUCAUUUAUAAAAUUUAGUCACGUGGCAAAUUCUGUUACUAGUACACCUCCGGAGGAGUUACAAAGGAAAGACAAUCAUCUCAACAAUGUGUCAUAUCAAGUGCAAAAGGAAGAUAAAAUGUCUGAUUCUGCUAGUGAUGGUGUGACGUGGAAUGCAGUACAUAAGGACGCCAGAACUUUUCAUUCUUCAGGGCUACCAGCCAAAGUAAUUGGCAAAGAAUACUUUUCCACAAAGUUGCAGGAAAUGGAUACACAGCUACAGACACUUCAGGACAUAGCAGAAAAUAUGGAGAAGGAUUUCAGCAAUACUAAGCAGCUAGUAAAAAUAAUAGAAGAUUUUGAAAUAGCUGCCAACGCAGGCCUUGGCGCUCAUUCAUCAUUCUCUGAAGAUGCUGGACUCCUUGAUGAUGAUCAUUAUACGAGUGGCCUGAUUAUUGAAGAUGGUAUGGAUGAAGAAAAGGAAGGGUUAAGACUGGAACGUCCUGUACCCAGUUACACAACACUGGAUGUGCCCCUCUCUGCCUCUGCAGCCUCUGCUUCUGAUGGUGGCAUAUUACAAUCAUAUGCUGGCUUACACAUAUGUGGAAAAUUAACUCAUAGAUCUUUAGAAGACUCCCUGCAACUCAGUGGCCUUAGUGGUGUUUCUGACAUCAUUAAUGAUCUUAUAGUAGAAGGUGCUAUCUCUCCAACAGAGCUGGGCUUUAGAAAAACACAGACUAAGAAAAUCUCUGCUGGGCGUCAUCAAAGAACAGAAAAGGAGAAGAAAGAGAUACGAGCCUGGAUGAAAAGAAAGCGGAAGGAAAGAAUGAGGGAAUAUAUGAAGAAACUGGAUGAGCAAAGGCAGAAAGAACACAAUCCAUUUAAUAUAAGAAAAAGUGGGCAUUGUCUUACCUCAAAGGAAAUUAAAUUGAUCCAGAAGAAGAAAGAAGAAAAAGACAAAGCCCUCUUAUCUGAGCAUCACAGUCUGAGAGUAUCGCAGGCCCUUUCCCUGAUGAAUGAAAUGUUAUCUGAAACAGUGUUGUUACCUGAAAACGAAUGCAGACCAUCAUCCAAGACAAGAUCACCUCAAGAGUACAGAAAACAGCAUAUUGCAUCUACUAACAGAAGGCGUCCCAAAAGUCACGUUCUGUCAGAAAAGAGUAGGAUUGCUGCCAAACCCAGCUUUGGUGAAACAAGAGCUCUUGGUUUAGCAGCACCCAGGGGCAGUACUACUAUGUUGUUACAGAAGAGUACUUCUAGAGGAAGAAUGAGACACUCAGCAAACUGGCCUGUUAAUUCUAGAUACUUUGCUGAGAACAGAACCAGCAGAACACCAAAACAAAAGCUUUUACCUGUUGCUACUGCAGUGCAGACUGAAGAUCUUGAUCAUGAGACUGAACGAGAUGUAGUAAGUCCUUGGAGUGUGCCUGAUGAAAUCCAAAGAAUACUUCAUGAUACUCCUGACUCCUUGUUUCAGGCUUCUGCACUUCCUCCUGUUAGCUUCUCUCCCCUCGACGUUAAUGAUACCGAUGGUGUUUCUGAAAGCACAGGAAGUAUCCUCAGCAAACUGGAUUGGAAUGCAAUUGAGGCUAUGGUAGCAGAUGUGGACGACAAGUGAACAGAAUUUCUGUACCACUGUGCAUUUUCAAAGCAAUUGCCAGUGCUUAAUUUUGUUAUUUU
Tinamus guttatus (white-throated tinamou) is the source of this 9623-nucleotide messenger RNA. Lineage: Eukaryota; Metazoa; Chordata; Aves; Tinamiformes; Tinamidae. The record is from RefSeq and is a predicted model, not a curated record.